Molecule: messenger RNA, 1798 nt
Organism: Aspergillus wentii DTO 134E9
Lineage: Eukaryota; Fungi; Ascomycota; Eurotiomycetes; Eurotiales; Aspergillaceae
Product: CaiB/BaiF CoA transferase family protein
Exons: 6
Coding region: 131-1468 (445 amino acids)
Molecular function (GO): catalytic activity
Source: RefSeq, a predicted model, not a curated record
CGCAACUUCAACAUCAGCUCCGACUGAUCUUCUUGGUUCUUGGGGUAUAAAACUAAACUGAAUACUUGAGCUGCUGUUGUUGAAAGCGGGAAUUCCACUAUUCAAUGUCCGGCAUCUCAAUCGCAUAGCCAUGAAUGCUACGCUGAAGCUACAAGCCAUUGCCCGUCGGCCGGCGCUGUACUCCAACAUCCUCAGACGCACGACACAAUGGCGACGCUACUCGAGCGCUAUCCCCACGCUGGACGAUACGCUUCCCUUGGCGGGUAUUCGGGUUCUUGAUAUGACGAGGGUUUUGGCUGGUCCAUACUGUACACAAAUAUUGGGAGACUUGGGAGCAGAUGUUAUCAAAGUUGAACACCCUGUGCGCGGCGACGACACCCGUGCUUGGGGCCCACCAUACGCCAAAUAUGAAGAUGCGUCAAAGGAAGGCCCUGGGGAAAGUGCUUAUUAUCUAGCUGUGAACCGCAACAAGAAAUCAGUCGGCCUCUCCUUUGCCCAUAAAUCCGGCGUCGAGAUUCUCCAUAAGCUUGUAAAGGAGAGUGAUGUUCUGGUCGAGAACUAUCUUCCGGGAGGUCUCAAGAAAUACAACAUGGACUACGAGACGCUGAAAGCUAUUAACCCCAAAUUGAUCUACGCAAGUAUUACCGGGUAUGGCCAAACAGGGCCAUACAGUAACCGGGCUGGUUAUGACGUUAUGGUUGAGGCAGAGAUGGGACUCAUGCAUAUUACAGGUAGUAGAGGUGGUGAACCCGUCAAAGUCGGCGUGGCUGUCACGGACUUGACAACGGGACUGUAUACGUCGAAUGCCAUCAUGGCUGCACUACUUGCCAGAGCUAGAACCGGCAAAGGACAGCAUAUCGAUGCCUGUCUGAGUGAUUGUCAAGUCGCAACUCUAUCGAAUAUAGCAAGUUCCGCCCUGAUCAGUGGGAAAAAGGACUCCGGACGAUGGGGCACAGAGCACCCAUCAAUUGUACCCUACCGGAGCUACCAGACCCUUGAUGGAGACAUCCUGUUCGGAGGUGGAAACGACAAGUUGUUCGGAGUGUUGUGUGACAAGCUGGGGUUCCCGGAAUGGAAGACCGAUGAGCGUUAUAUCACAAACAGUGUCCGUGUUCAGCAUCGGGCACAGAUCGACAGUAUGAUUGAAGAGACAACCAAACAGAAGACCACGCAGGAAUGGUUGGAAAUCUUUGAAGGGAGUGGUAUGCCAUAUGCCGCCGUGAAUGAUAUCCAAGGCACCCUUAAUCAUUCCCAUGUCCAAGCACGCGGAAUGGUCACAGAAGUCGAUCAUCCAGCCUGCGGUCCCAUCAAGCUGGUGAAUACACCGAUCAAGUAUUCUGAAGCCAAGCCAGGUGUUAGAACACCUCCACCAACCCUGGGCCAACACACGGAUGAGAUCCUUGGACAAGUCCUCGAUUACGGCGAAGAAGAUAUUGCUCGGUUGAAGCAGCAGGGGGUGGUAUCGUAGAAGAUCUAUCAUCCAUCACUGCCAUCGUCGUAGGGUUCUUAAGGGGGGUGUCGACCGCCCACAGAUUCACGGCCCAGUGACCUAAGAAAGAGGUAAACAGGUGGUCAAGCCUCGAUGAGGCAAUGAGAAAUAGAUGAUCUUAAUGAUAUACAAUGCAUUGGUAGACCAAGAGUCGAGCGUCGAGCGUUGAGAAGAGCAGCCCAGAAAGGGCGCGGGGACAGAAAUCCCUUCUAUCACGUGAUGCUAUAUAAACGUCUGGAUCCGUUCACGAUGCGAUCCUCUGUUAUUUCAAAAACGACAAAUAAUCAGAACUUAUGGAGGCAUUCCUUC